CGGCCGGGUCCGGCCCGGCUGCUCGGGCCCGGGAUGAGGUCACCGGCCGGGAAGCAGGGCGGCCGGCGGCGGAGGGGAGCGGCGGGGACCAUGGCGGACGGUAACGCGGACUGGAUGGGCUCGCUGCCGGCGGAGCUGCGCUCAUACCCGCUCUCCAACCUGGCUAUCCCCGGAUCACAUGAUUCCUUCAGCUACUGGGUUGAUGAGAAGUCUCCUGUGGGACCAGACCAAGCCACAGCCAUCAAACGUCUGGCCAGGCUUUCACUGGUUAAAAAGAUCAUGAAGAAAUGGUCAGUGACUCAAAACCUGACUUUCAAAGAGCAGCUGGAAAGUGGGAUCCGCUACUUUGAUCUUCGGGUAUCUUCCAAACCUGGGGAAACAGGACAAGAGAUUUACUUCAUACAUGGCUUGUUUGGCAUUAAAGUACGGGAUGGGCUGAAGGAGAUAAACACCUUUCUUGAGCAGCACCCCACGGAAGUCAUCUUCUUAGAUUUCAAUCAUUUCUAUGCCAUGGAUGAGAACCAUCACUUCUUCUUGAUCAACAGGAUCCGGUCAGCGUUUGGAUCCAAACUUUGUUGUGUUGAAUGUGUUGAAUAUGUGACUUUACAAUACAUGUGGGAGAAUAAAUACCAGGUUCUUAUAUUCUACCACUACCCUUUGUGUCAGGAAUAUCCCUUCCUGUGGCCAGGGAAUAAAAUGCCGGCACCGUGGGCUAAUACAACCAAUGUGCACAAACUGUUACAGUUCCUGGAGACCACUCUAGAGGAACGAAGUCGUUAUGGGACUUUUCAUGUUUCUCAAGCAAUCCUUACACCUCGAGUGAGAACUAUUGCACGGAACCUAAUUCGUGGUCUGAAGAACACACUUGUUCAUAGGAACCUGCCCAUGAUUUUGAAUUGGGUGAAAGCCCAGAAGCCGGGUGUUAAGGGUGUUAACAUAAUUACAUCAGACUUUGUGGAGCUGGUUGACUUUGCUGCUACAGUCAUUGCAUUAAACGACCUCCUUUUAGAAGAGGAUGAAUCUGCAACUAAAUCCUGAUUGCUACAUCCCACUUGUGCUCCUCAGUGGACAUCUUAAAACUACGCUAAAGUCAUACCUAUUAAAUGGCACCUGUUGUAAUAUCUAUGUGAAAGAAGCUUUCUAGAGGAAAUACAGUUAAGUAUCAAGUACAGCUGGCUCCUUUCUCCCACCCAUGUGUGGGUCUGAGUGGAACAGGAAUUGCUUUUGGAGUGCUGCCAUGGUUCUAUGUCUGUCUGUGGCUAUGUGUUUGCCUAAGUUGUGCACACAUCUGCUGCGGUAUCUGCCUGCCAACAAGAGGCUGGCCUCUGAGGCAGAUGUAAUGGAUGCUGGUGCAUGUCUCCAUGGUGACUGGACUCACCGUGCCCUGCUGUUUGCAUCCUCCUUACUUCUCCAGAGCAUGGCUCAACCAAGGAUUGCUGCUGAUCCCUUAGCAGUGGUGUGACCAGCCUGGCCAAUACAAUAUUUUCCUGGGCUACUUCAGGCAUAGCUGAGCUCAGCUGGAGGUUGCUGCUGUAUUUAUUACACUGGUUUAGAUGCUACCUCUUGACU
Molecule: messenger RNA, 1569 nt
Organism: Melopsittacus undulatus (budgerigar)
Lineage: Eukaryota; Metazoa; Chordata; Aves; Psittaciformes; Psittaculidae
Gene: PLCXD2
Product: phosphatidylinositol specific phospholipase C X domain containing 2
Exons: 4
Coding region: 34-1038 (334 amino acids)
Biological process (GO): lipid metabolic process
Molecular function (GO): phosphoric diester hydrolase activity
Source: RefSeq, a predicted model, not a curated record